GACAACUCAAGUAAAAAUAGUCCUCAAUUCACCAGAUUCUUAAACUUUUGAAUGUUCACUUUCUUCAGUCUGAAGAAGUGGGGAAAAAAAAAAAAAUGCAAUCUUUGUAGCUUUCCCAGGGAAAACCCUGAUAAAUGGUAAAGGUUUUGUUUGGUUUUUCUUGUCUGUGGUUUUAGGUUAGGGGUUGUUUUUGUAAUUUUGUUCUUAAGGCAGUAUCCCAUGCUAACUUUAAAUCUGAUGUGGUUUGUAGCUGUGUUGAACUGGAGGCCUUCACAGUAUGGAAUGCAUAAUUCUGCAUGACCUUAGCAUGGUUUCCCAUAUUGCCGAAAUUCUUCUGAGAUUCAGCUUGAGCCUUCAAAAAGGUUGUGUAUAAAUAGUUCAGUUAGUGCAGAGCAUGCAGUGUUUCCUACUCAGAGAGGAGGAUUUUAUACAGGCAUUAAAAUAACUGAACUUUAUGUCACUCUUUACUAACACUCGGAUCAGCUCUGCUCUGCUGUGACAGCUCUGGACUGGGGACUCCAUCAAUCCACAUGGGGCCACUGUGAAAUAAGCUGGCCACCAUGAACGGCAGCUGGAGGGGAUUGCUGUAGUGAAAAGCAGCUGAGCUGAAGUGCCCGAGGCCCUCAACAACAGCAUCUUCUUAGCUUGUCAUCCUGCAGGGGUUGGGCUCCUGGCACUGGCAUUAGGAAUUCUCAUUGUUUUGCAUACUAAGCAAAUUCUGUGGAGGGGGAGACAGUGAAAUUUCUUAGUGAUGUGGAAAUUGUAGCCGUGAUGACGUAAGGACAGCAGUGCACAAGAAGGGCUCUGUGACUGUAAGCUUGUCUGUUUCUCCUGAUUAUUCGUGCUCAUAAACGUUGCUACUGUACUGAGAAACUGUGUCUCACCAAAGAGCAUGGAGAUUCCAGCACAAAAAGAGCUGUGAUUUCAUGCAUAUUUCAAUAUAUUUGGAUUUUUUUUCGGCUUGAUCUUUAAUUCUGAGUCUACAGUGCAUCUUCUUAUUUCUUCCAAGUCAUUGGUGUUUAUUUAACUCUUUCAGAAUAUAACAUUCUGUCUAGGUGAUGAUUUUUCCUCUUAAGUACAACGAAUGAUGAAGUCUUUUCUUUGCUGUGGCUGUUUGUGUGUAUGAUUUGUCGUAACACUGCUAUUAAUUGUUUAUUAGCACUCUUCAGGGCAAACAAACUGGUUUCAAGUACAGAAGUAGGUAACAGCAUUGCCAUUUUUUGUCCUUCUGGGAAUAGCCAGUAGUUUGCAAUGCUCCCACCCCUAAGGAGAUGGCAUCAGCUUUAAGAACAUUUCAGUCUCCUCUUUUAUCAGCCUCAACAGCCUGCUGCUUGAGUGCUUUAUUAGCCUGCCUGCCAGGAAUUGAAUUGGGUCUAAAUUCAUCUGUGUGAGCGUGCACAGUUAACAAUGACAUAAUAAUCCUUCCCUAGAUGUUAUACAGUAGGAUGGAAUGAUUUGUCAGUGUCAUGCAGGCAAUGCUGGAAAUGUAAAGAGUGCCUUAUUCUGAAUGAGUCAAGCAUGAUUAAAAUGAAAGCAAUAGAGAUGGGAAGAAAGGCAGGGGGCUUAUUUUUAUGGCCAGGAGCCUCUCAUGAGCAGGCAUGCUUAGUUUGUUUAGACAGUGUUUAUAGGUCAUGCUGGUUUUCUUUACAGAAACACAGGCCCUACUGUAUUCCAUCAUCUCCACUAACACACCUAAAAUAAAUCAUUCAUCAUCAAAAGCCAGGAGAAAUUGGGAUUUAACCAUAGAUUCGAAUGAGUUGACAGUGAAGGCACAUCAGGCGUUUGUUAAAUAUAGGCAAGGUUUUCUUUCUGUAUAUUAGUUAUAUGCCUUUUUGAUGCUACCAAGGUGCAGAUGAAAGCUGUUAAUCCGUGCUGAGUAAGUGUGCCAUCUUCCCUUCCUGGACACAAACAAUUGGCCAUAGGAUGCAUGUUACGAAUUCCUAAGGAAAGACAGCCACCUGUGGUGUUCUCCUUGGCUCCUUUGUUCUGCAGUCAUCAUUUCAGCUCUUGCUUCUCAGAAAAUUCUCAGGCUCUUCAUUCCUGCUAUUUCAUUACAGGGAAAUAGAGAUAAAAAAAACCUGCUAUGCAAAUUUAGAUAGAUGGACAUUUAGCAUUAUCUGAUGGUAUCCAGUUUACAGCAACACAUUGGAGGAAGUCUGGGUCCAAUGUAGGUGCAGGAAGGGAUGUAGAAAUUAGGUAGCUAACACAGAUAGUGAUUUCUUCAGUGUCAGAAUACUGUAUAUGAAAAAAUAUUCUUUUUCUCUUUUUUUAAUAAAGAUGCACAUAAGAUAACCUCAAAAGUGAAUUGAUUUUUACUUCAGUGAUUAACAUUACAAUAACUAGAACUUGAUAUAUUUCCGUUAAAAUGAUGACUAGAUUCUCACUGACUUCAGCAUUAAAAAAGUCUGACCACAAAUCCUCCAGUGCUUAGUUUUACUGUUUUGGAAAUGUGUUUUAUAUUAGAAAGUGUUUGCUUUGGUUAAUAGUAUUUACAGAGGCAGAGGAAUGGGGAAGGUGGUUAAUAAUUGGCAGAAGUUGUUAGUUUCCGUAAUGGAACAGAAGAUUCUUUUAUUAAUCAGUGGGAAGAACAGUAAAAGGAUUAGAGAUACAGGGAAGAUAGGAAGCUCUUGUAAUUGCGUGUAACUGUAGCAAAUGAACAGAGCUGGUCUGGUGAGCAGGGAGUCUGGUCUGUGCAGUCUGAGAGCAUCCAGUUUGCACCUGCUCACCUUGCCAGCUCCCAGAAUUAAGCUGUAAAAGGGAGCAACUGCAGCAGUGUGAAUGGAUGCCCCUGUGCAGUAAGCGAAGUAAAGCAGCAGUACUGGUGCAAGCAAAAGAUAAAUAAAAUCCUAUCUCCAUUCAGAUCUGAUUGAUGUCUAUAAAUCAGUAUAAAUCGCUUGCAGCAGAUGUGGUGACAGACAAAAACUACCAGCAUUCUAGUCACUUCGCUCUACUGAUGAGCACCUUGGAGUUUCAUUUGUGGGGAAGGCUUUUCCAAAUGUGGAUGCAUUUCUCAAAGUGGUUUUUAUUGAUGACAGUUGGUAAUGAUAAGUGAGUAUGCUGUCACUGCUUAAGCUAUUUUAUUCUCUCUGCAACAUUUCUUAGUGAAAGAGGUGAUAGAAACUUAUGGCAAAUAUCCAAUAUCUGUAUUCAUUGCUACCUUUGUGGAAUCUUCUGUAACAUGACAGAUGUAGGUGGCUUCACAGCUUUGGUAAAUUUUUGAGGGUUUUGUAUUUAAUACUCUUGGAAAUCAAUUUUCUUCCAAGGUACUCUUUCCAGUUUAACUGGAAAUAUUCCAGUAUUCCACGAGCCUAUGGGAUAGGAACAGAAGUGAAAUCCGCUCUGUAAGGACUCCUGCUGCUCAGCUCUCCACAUAAUGCAGGUGAGUAUGUUUUUGAACACGUUAACCCCCAAGUUCUAUGUUGCCCUGACGGGCACUUCCUCAUUAAUCUCGGGACUUAUUUUGAUCUUCGAGUGGUGGUACUUCCGCAAGUACGGGACGUCCUUCAUCGAGCAGGUCUCGGUGAGCCACUUGCGCCCUCUGCUGGGCGGGGUGGACAACAGCGCGCCCAGCGCGGCCAACGCCGCCAACGGCGAGGCGGACUCCAGCAGGCAGAGCGUGUCAGAAUGCAAAGUCUGGCGAAAUCCCUUAAAUCUGUUCAGAGGAGCUGAAUAUAAUCGGUAUACGUGGGUAACAGGAAGAGAACCUUUGACUUACUACGAUAUGAAUCUUUCAGCACAGGACCAUCAGACAUUCUUUACAUGUGACACCGAUCAUUUACGGCCUGCUGAUGCUAUAAUGCAAAAAGCCUGGAGAGAGAGAAACCCCCAAGCCCGAAUUUCUGCAGCACAUGAAGCUUUGGAAUUGAAUGAAUGUGCCACUGCCUAUAUUCUUUUGGCUGAAGAGGAAGCAACAACUAUUGUGGAAGCAGAGAAGCUGUUCAAGCAAGCUCUGAAGGCUGGAGAGGGCUGUUACAGGCGCAGUCAGCAAUUGCAGCAUCACGGUGCCCAGUACGAAGCCCAACACAGAAGGGACACUAAUGUGUUAGUUUAUAUUAAGAGGAGGCUGGCAAUGUGUGCAAGAAAGCUGGGAAGGACCAGAGAAGCAGUGAAAAUGAUGAGAGAUUUGAUGAAGGAAUUUCCUCUUCUCAGCAUGUUCAAUAUCCAUGAAAACCUGCUAGAAGCUUUGUUAGAACUGCAAGCAUAUGCGGAUGUCCAGGCAGUCUUAGCGAAGUAUGAUGAUAUAAGCUUACCAAAAUCAGCAACAAUAUGUUACACAGCUGCAUUGCUCAAAGCCAGAGCUGUCUCUGACAAAUUUUCUCCAGAGGCUGCCUCAAGGCGAGGGCUGAGUACUGCAGAGAUGAAUGCAGUAGAAGCUAUUCACAGAGCAGUAGAAUUUAAUCCACAUGUGCCAAAAUACCUCCUAGAAAUGAAAAGCUUAAUUCUGCCCCCCGAACAUAUUCUGAAGAGAGGGGACAGUGAAGCAAUAGCAUAUGCUUUCUUUCAUCUUCAACACUGGAAAAGGGUAGAGGGAGCAUUGAAUCUCUUACACUGUACAUGGGAAGGCACUUUCAGAAUGAUCCCCUAUCCACUGGAAAAAGGACAUCUUUUCUACCCUUACCCUAUUUGUACAGAAACUGCAGAUAGAGAACUACUACCGUCAUUUCAUGAAGUUUCAGUUUACCCCAAGAAAGAGCUUCCCUUCUUCAUCCUCUUCACUGCUGGCCUAUGUUCUUUCACAGCCAUGCUGGCUCUCCUGACACAUCAGUUCCCAGAGCUUAUGGGGGUCUUCGCAAAAGCAUUUCUCAGCACCCUCUUUGCCCCUUUGAAUUUUGUGAUGGAGAAAGUAGAAAGCAUCCUGCCCUCCAGCCUGUGGCACCAGCUGACGAGGAUCUGAGGGAGCACCCGCUGACUGACUGCCACGACAUCUGCUGUGCCAACAUUUGGUUGACCACAAGAAAGCAUGAUAAAAAAGGGAAGCAGUUCUAAGACUGAAAAAAUCUUCAUGGAUUGUCUGUUCUCAUAUAAAAACUGUUUCGUUGUACAAAAUUCAUUGAUGUUAGGUUCUAUUAUAUUUUGCCUUCAGAAAAGACAAAAAUAAACUUUUGUGUAUUGCA
Molecule: messenger RNA, 5114 nt
Organism: Centrocercus urophasianus (Greater sage-grouse)
Lineage: Eukaryota; Metazoa; Chordata; Aves; Galliformes; Phasianidae
Gene: ST7
Product: suppression of tumorigenicity 7
Exons: 15
Coding region: 3374-4894 (506 amino acids)
Source: RefSeq, a predicted model, not a curated record